Molecule: messenger RNA, 1004 nt
Organism: Acaromyces ingoldii
Lineage: Eukaryota; Fungi; Basidiomycota; Exobasidiomycetes; Exobasidiales; Cryptobasidiaceae
Exons: 1
Coding region: 64-642 (192 amino acids)
Source: RefSeq, a predicted model, not a curated record
CCAGCGCCGACGCGUCUUGAGUCCUGGAGCUUGAAGAAGAGCAACAAGAGCGGCUGCACUAGGAUGCUGAGCCCGUCGCUCGACUCGCCUCAACGGCCAUUUGCGGCUUUGGCUGGACCAUCGUCGGCCCACCCGCCUCGAGUGGUACAGAAGUGUGUGGCUCGUGUCAAGGGAACGAGCCGAGGAGCCAUCUAUACCCUCUAUUUGCGCCUCGCACUACCUCCCUCGACAACGACGCAGACGUUUCCCUUGCUGCCCGAUGACCAGGUCAAGCUCCGCUCCUCGGCCGUAUACGCCGUCAGACCAGGCUCAGAUCCGCAAGGCUCAAAAGAGACGAGCCAGGGCUUCAAAAGGGCUGCGUCCAUUUUAGGGCUCCAGACUGGCAUUCAUGCUGACGACUUUACAGUCGACGCGGCGGCUUCGACGGCCGAGACGAAGCCGCGGAUCACUACGUCCAACUUCCACAUCUCGCUCGUACAGCCUCCGGUCUCAGCUGCAUCAACAGUCAAGCAGAUUCGCCUCGUCGUUCUCCAGCUCGAGGUUGGCCUGGUAGCCGUGCCCCCCACCUCUCCCUUUAUUGUGAGUCGUGGCCAAGAAGACACUGGCCCUACGUUCACUGAUGUGGAUUCCGUCCUCUCUUAAGGUCAUGCUACCGACACCGCGCUGUCUCAACAACCGCCUGCACUUUGAUCUCGAGACUAAGGGAGAGGAUGACGACGCGUUUGCGGACGGCGUCGUGGUCGAAGUCGACCCGCCGCUGGUCCCUCGCUCCCGCUCCGAGGAAAGCGCGGAAAAGAGAGCAGAGAAGUCGCAAGAGGGCGAUGGCAACGCAGGAGAUCUCACAGUGGUAUCAGGACCUUUUCCAUCGACCGACAAGGUGUUGAUAAGGUGGGCAUCGCCAUCUGCCGCUGCUUCUUCUACCUCGGUAGCAGGAUUGCAUUCCUUGCGCGGAACUCGCCUGAGAAGUUCGCUCGACAUGCGCUUCGUGGGUAUGGAUGACGAGG